UACCUCUUUUCAAGCUUCUCCAAACUCUGAGGCCGCCCGCGUGGCUGCCUGAACCAUGUCCGGGUCGAGUCCGCUGCCAUGAUGGCCAUCACCACCCACACACCCUGUUCCAACACUGGAGCCGACAUAAGUACUACCUGUCCCCGUCUCUCUUCGUACUGGACCUCUCCCUCAGCUCGCAACACUUGACCGCAGUCUCGAUUGACCUUUCAAUCAUCCACUCUUUUUGAGCUCGUUCUGAUUUUCAAGGUCGUUGACCUUAGCCAUUCUUUAGUUCAACAACAACUACAACCACCUAAUCCACCAAACAUGCAAUACCUGUCCUACGCCCUGCCGCUGGCUGCCUUGGCCAGCGGCGCCUUUGCCAACCCGCUCGAAGCCCGAGGAUGGUCAUCUUGCCAGGAAAACUCCUGCUUGGCCGCUGUCACUGGCAAGGCCGCUCUUGGUGACGACCACCUCCGAGGUGCUCACUGCGCCAGCUUCUUGGCCACCACCGUCACUCCUCCUGCCGUCACCGUCACCGAGUCUGUUACUGGGGAAUGGUCCGACUGGAAGGCCAAGGCCAAGCGUGCCAGCGUGACCGUCUGCCCCAACGAGGUCCCCAACUACGCCAGUGCUUGUGACGAGGCUGCCUAUACCAGCGCCUGCUCAUGCUUCGGCUUCACCGAGGUUAAGACCACCACAAUUGCUCCCACCACCACCACCAAGACCGUCUACGUCGCUGCCACUGGCGGAUCUACUGCCACCGGUGGUUCCGACUCCGGCUCUGGCUGGGGUUCAGGCUCUGGCUCUGGCUCUGGCUCUUGCUCCGCCACUGUUACCAAGACCGCCACUGUUGUCUCUGGCACCACCUGCCCGGCUGGCAGCACCACCACUGUCACCGCCAGCGAAUGGGGCUCCUCAUCAUGCAAGGCUGGCUCAACCACAACUGUCACCGUCACCAAGGGCGGACCAUCCACUUCUGCGGCCACCACCACCACCGCCUCGGCCACACCAUCUUCAUGCAUCGUCACUGAUGCGUUGGCCAGCGCCAUCGCUGCCAACUUCACUCUCCUGCUCGAGUACACUUCCUACGCUGGUCAAUCCAACCCAUACAUCCCAGCUGGCCGAGGCUACAAGCAGGAUGUCUCUGAUGCCACACUUGCCGCCGACUUCAGCGACAUUUCAGACUCGAUCAACUUCAUGGCUGGCUUCCCUCUCGGCUCCGUGACUUUCGCCAGCAAGCAAGCCUUUGACUACGGCCAGGGCAAGCUCCAACCCGAAGCCAGUGUGUCCACCCUCAACGUCUGGCACGACUGCAACAGCAUCACCUGGAGAUGGAGACUCACUGCCAACCCUUCAGCAUACCCAGUCAACGGAAUCAACUACAUGAUCAUUGACAAGGACGGCAAGAUCCAGAAGAACUACGCCGAAUUCGACAACGGUGCCUGGCUCCAGUCCUUUGGCCAACAGUGUGCCACCCAGAACGUCACCGUCACCAGCCCUGCUGCCACCAAGCGAUGGGCCGUUGACAACACUCUGCUCCGCGCCCGUGGCUUCCAGAACUAAGCUACUCCCGCACUAUCACAGUGUAGAGGGCCUUUGGCCAUGAAGUGUUAAUAAUGGACGUUACACGCCCGGACGUCGUCAUUAUUUUUUGCAUGCAACAUUCUAAAGGGGCAUCAGCAUAGGCAAGGAAUAUUUGGGGGGGAAUGUUUGUUCAUUUCAUGUAUCAAAAAAAUGUUCUGCUUCUUUCUUUUUCGGAAGGCCUCAAAGAAUGAGUUGGAUGAAACGUUAUGGAAGACUUCAAUCUAAUCAUUCGGUAAUGCAGAACUCUUGACGGACUAAUGAAUGUCAUGGCAUCACCUUCAUGUACCUUUGAGUGUCGUCCUUUGAUCCUCCAAAUCUAUUAGUCCCCCCAAGCAGUGGUCUUAUAUCAGCGUUCGUCCGGUACCUGCAACGCAGCCCAGGCAAGCUGGCAACAGUUCUGUGGGUCGCACAGGGGCCAUCUCGGAGUGUCAUU
Messenger RNA from Exophiala xenobiotica, 2002 nucleotides. RefSeq lists its product as uncharacterized. Lineage: Eukaryota; Fungi; Ascomycota; Eurotiomycetes; Chaetothyriales; Herpotrichiellaceae. The transcript has 2 exons. The record is from RefSeq and is a predicted model, not a curated record. The coding region runs from base 310 to 1548 and encodes 412 amino acids.